Molecule: messenger RNA, 1328 nt
Organism: Brassica rapa (field mustard)
Lineage: Eukaryota; Viridiplantae; Streptophyta; Magnoliopsida; Brassicales; Brassicaceae
Product: cold shock protein 1
Molecular function (GO): nucleic acid binding; zinc ion binding
Source: RefSeq, a predicted model, not a curated record
CGCGAAACGAAGGGUCAGGACUAAAAAGCUAAGGUGGACGCGUGCACACCAGAUAACCAACGGUGAUAAGAGUUGAAAGUGAAGUGGCAGAGUUUCCUAAAUUCCCCACUCCCGAAGAAUCCUCCACUCACAUCUGUUAUUAGUCAAAUUAGGGUUUGAUUACAUUCCACUCAUUAGGGUUCCUCUCAACCAACUCAUACCUCCUCUCUAUAUAUAUAUACACAAACACGCCGACGGUUUUUCUCAACCUCAAAUCUUAUAAUCCGAUGGCGUUAGAGGAACAAUCCGCGGCGAGAUCCACCGGGAAGGUGAACUGGUUCAACGAUUCCAAGGGAUACGGUUUCAUCACCCCAGACGGCGGCGGAGAAGAGCUUUUCGUUCACCAAUCCUCCAUCGUCUCCGAAGGUUACAGGAGUCUAGCCAUCGACGAUUUGGUCGAGUUCGAAAUCACUCAGGGAACCGACGGGAAGACUAAAGCCGUCGACGUCACCGCUCCGGGUGGUGCUCCUCUUAAAAAGAAGGAGACUAGCUCCCGCGGUGGCGGCGCUAGGCGAGUCGGCGGCGGCGGAGGGUGUUAUAAUUGCGGCGAGGCUGGUCAUCUUGCUAAGGAUUGCCGUGACGACGGCGGUGAGCGUGGAGGAGGAGCGUCUUGUUACAGUUGUGGUGAGUCUGGUCACUUGGCUAGGGAUUGUGUUCAGAAAUCAAGCGGCGGUGAACGUGGAGGAGCCUCCGGAGGUGGCGGGUGCUACACUUGCGGUGAAGCUGGUCAUUUUGCUAGGGAUUGCGUUCAGAAAGGAAGCGGCGGCGGUGAACGUGGAAACGGUGGCGGCGGUGGUGCUUGUUACACGUGUGGUGGAGUCGGUCACAUGGCGAGGGACUGUGCGACGAAGAGACAGUCUGGUACAUGUUACGAGUGUGGAGGUACUGGUCACUUGGCGCGUGAUUGUGACCAGAGAGGAAGCGGUGGAGGUGGCGGUAGAAACGCAGGUGGAGGUGGUGGAAAGUGUUACAAGUGUGGUGAAGGAGGUCACUUUGCAAGGGACUGUUCUGUUGCUUGAUUUGCUUCUUAAUCAACAAAAGGAUGAAAUGAAUUUGAGUAAUGUAUAACUUUUGAUAUUAAUGUUUCGUUUUAUCUUUUUGCUGAUAUGGUAAUGAUGAAUUUGCAUGGUCCUUUUGUUGUUUUUUUAGUUUUAUUACUAUUAUUGUACAAAAGGGUUAUGAUCCUUUUUUUUUCUUUGUGAUAACUAUAUAAGUUUAACUAGAUUUGGUUUCUGAUAUGGAUACUGUACUUUUGUUCUUUUUGCUUAUGUCACUUUGAGUUUUGUCCU